Ailuropoda melanoleuca (giant panda) is the source of this 1026-nucleotide messenger RNA. Its product is annotated as olfactory receptor 1002-like. The coding region runs from base 1 to 1026 and encodes 341 amino acids. Gene Ontology annotation, cellular component: membrane. Gene Ontology annotation, molecular function: G protein-coupled receptor activity; olfactory receptor activity. The record is from RefSeq and is a predicted model, not a curated record. Gene Ontology annotation, biological process: G protein-coupled receptor signaling pathway. The transcript is spliced from 2 exons. NCBI's taxonomy places the organism in Eukaryota, Metazoa, Chordata, Mammalia, Carnivora, Ursidae.
AUGGAUUAUAGAAAUCGGACUUUGGUGACUGAGGUUUUUUUUGUGGGCUUAACAAGUCCCUUCCAGCAUCAGGUUGUUCUCUUUGCGAUAUUUCUCUUGGUUUAUCUUGUCACUUUUCUGGGAAAUGUGGGGAUGAUCACCCUCAUUCGGAUGGAUCCCCGACUCCACACCCCCAUGUACUUUUUUCUCAGCCACUUGUCCUUUGUGGACAUCUGCUCCUCUUCAGUCACUGGUCCUAAGAUGUUGACUGGUAUCUUUGCGGAGAAAAAAGUAAUCUCUUUCUUGGGUUGUGCUGCUCAGUUAUGGUUUUUUGUUCAGUUUGUAGUGACUGAAUGUUUCCUCCUGGCCUCCAUGGCAUAUGACCGGUACGUGGCCAUCUGUAAGCCCUUGUUGUAUACUCUCAUUAUGUCCCAGCGGGUCUGUGUGCAGCUGGUGGUAGGACCUUAUGCCAUUGGUCUUACGGUUGCCAUGACCCACACGACACUUGCCUUUCGCCUGCCUUACUGUGGCCCCAAAGUCAUCAAUCACUUCUUCUGUGACAUUCUUCCUGUUCUGUCCCUGGCAUGUGCAGACACCCAUGUCAAUCAGUUUGUACUUUUCAUCUUGGCUGGAGGUGUAGGAGUGGUCAGCGGUGUGAUCAUUCUGGUCUCCUACAUUUACAUCGUCAUCGCUAUCCUGGGGAUCCGCUCUGCUGAGGGGAGGCGCAAAGCCUUCUCCACCUGCUCUUCACACCUGACAGCUGUCUCCACCCUGUAUGGGACACUCUUCUUUAUCUAUGUAUGCCCUAGUUCUAGUUUCUCCCUGGACAUCAAUAAAAUGGGCUGCUGUGCCUGUACCCCAGUGGUGGUCAGCCAGGGACCUCUCAGCAGCUUAGGGUUGCUCACCUGCCUUCUGUGGUGGCCCCUCCAGCUUCGGACCAUCAGUGACUCCUGUAGAUCUCCAUACAUUUCCAACCUCACUAACUCCUGUGCUCUGAGCUGGAGAAAUCUUGGGACCCACCAGUUCAUCCAGGGUCAUGUCUCUUAG